UCCCAUCCCACCUCCCGGCCGGAUUCGCCGUCGUCCGGAGGAGGCGAGCAGCAGCCGGUGGUGCUAGCCAACGCGUCCGACGUCAGCCACUUGGGCUACUUCCAGCGCCCCGCCGCCCGCGAGUUCAUCCUCUUCGUCGCCCUCCGCACCCCCGCCGGACGACGCCAAUCAGUCCAGCACGAAGAGUACAAGGUGCAUUGCUACAACCAGAAUGGCCUCUGCGCCAUCGCCUUCACCGACGAUCAUUACCCCGUCAGGAGCGCCUUCUCCCUCCUCAGCAUGGUACCUCUUCUCUACUCCUCCCCCCUCCUAUCCUGCGAAUUCCCUAUUACCCGAUUACUUUCAAUCCAAUUAAAAAAAAAAUCAAAAAAAAUAGUGCUUCUGGUUUUGCCUGCUUAUCUGAUGAGCAAUGAACCUAGACUGCUUCAAAUUGCCAUGUUUGCGCCAAUUUAG
Phragmites australis (common reed) is the source of this 453-nucleotide messenger RNA. Its product is annotated as VAMP-like protein YKT61. The transcript has 2 exons. Gene Ontology annotation, cellular component: Golgi apparatus. The record is from RefSeq and is a predicted model, not a curated record. NCBI's taxonomy places the organism in Eukaryota, Viridiplantae, Streptophyta, Magnoliopsida, Poales, Poaceae. Gene Ontology annotation, biological process: endoplasmic reticulum to Golgi vesicle-mediated transport. Gene Ontology annotation, molecular function: SNAP receptor activity. The annotation marks the transcript as partial.